AUAGCCUCCGCUCCGUGAAUUCAGAUGGCUCCCCAACAACGUGUCAACGCUCGACAUAGGGAAUUGGCACGUGUCCCAUCAGCUUUAUUAUUCGUACCUGGAAUCAUGUCUCGCGUAAUUCAACUUCAAUAAGUAUAAUAGCAGGACUCAUUGUUUAGAAAAAUAUUCUCAAGAGUCUAGCUAGAAUCAUAUCUACACCCCUGUUGAAGUGAUGAGGAAGAAAGUCAACCUCGAGGAGUCGUUUCUUGGGCUUAGCCAAGAGGACUACAACCUGUUGGCCAAAGACGUGGACGUCGUCGUCUACAAUUUGUGGAGGUUAGACUUUGGUCUCACGAUCCGGUCAUUUGAACCGUUCCUGCGGGCAACUCGAGAUUUGGUCCAUCUGUCGGCGGCAAGCAAACGUAACAUAUAAAUUAUUUCAUCAGUUCCAUGUCUUCAGUUAAAAAUCUUGCUGGCAAGGUAACGGUCCCCGAAGCACCGGCCGAUGAUGCCCUUGCUGCAAUGAAUACUGGGUACGGGCAACUUAAAUUGGCAGUUGAACGGAUACUUGUUGUUGCAAAUAGAAGAUCAUACCUGUGUCUAUCGUCCGUAUUGGCCAAGUUGGUGGCCCAAGCCAAGGGGCCGCCGGCACUUGGGCAGACCAAGUAUGGAUAUCGGCAAUCAUACGGACUUCAAAGAAGCUUGGAUAUAUCCCAAUCUUAGUGACCCUAAUUGAUUGGGUCCCCGUAGAUACUGUUGCUAAUAUGUUACAGAGCUUCAGUCUCUAGCCUACUCAAGAGGAACCUCAGGUGUACAACGUCGCAUCCGAUAAAGCGCAGCCCUGGAACUUCCUUGUUGAAACUGUAAGCGGGUUGAUAGGGGCCCUUAAAGCGAUACCUUUGCACAACUAGGUCUUGGUUGAAAGGUUGGAAGCUUUGAUUGAGU
Messenger RNA from Daldinia decipiens, 924 nucleotides. RefSeq lists its product as uncharacterized. Lineage: Eukaryota; Fungi; Ascomycota; Sordariomycetes; Xylariales; Hypoxylaceae. The record is from RefSeq and is a predicted model, not a curated record. The transcript is spliced from 2 exons. The coding region runs from base 430 to 702 and encodes 90 amino acids.